Molecule: messenger RNA, 234 nt
Organism: Penicillium daleae
Lineage: Eukaryota; Fungi; Ascomycota; Eurotiomycetes; Eurotiales; Aspergillaceae
Exons: 1
Coding region: 1-234 (77 amino acids)
Source: RefSeq, a predicted model, not a curated record
AUGAGCUUGAAGCAAGCAACAUGUUAUCCCAAUGCCAAGAAUAUCCAGAUUCCAAAGACGGGCUCAUGUCUGACGCAGCAUACGAAGGGAGAUCCAACGUGCAAAUGGCGCUUCGGUGAGAGAAAGGGCUCGAAUGAUGAACAUGGACUUUCUCCCAAGCUUCCCGGGAAAAUGCGUUCGAUAGUGGUCGUUUCUCAGGAGAUUGAUGCCUGGAGCAACUUCAAGCAGCAUUGA